UCCUUUUCGGGGUCUUUGACGUGGCAUCAAUAAACAAAGAUGGCGGCUAAGUAGAAAGUUUUGCAGGAUUGUUACUUACUUUUGGCAUUUUAAGUUGAUGGUUUCGCUAAAUAUUUAAUAGCUAGCAAGUAUCUCGUGUCGCUAAAUUCCUAGGAUAUAAAUCUUAAAAUGGCAGGAUGGUCAGGGUUUUCGGAAGAGGAGUUACGAAAGUUGCAGCAAAAAGACCAGGCGGUGCCUGCGGCUUUAGGUCGUGGACGGAAACCAGCUCCUACUAACCGGAGUCGGCAGCAGUUGCAGCGAGAGAGAGCCCUCCAGUCAGCCACUCAGCAAAAGAGUGGACCCGGCUCGUCUGCGCUACCACCCGAGCAGCAGCUAACCAAGCCUCCGCCGCAGCCCACUAAGGCCCUGCCGCAGGCUGUCAUUCAGCCCGUUGUCACCCCCACAAAGCCGGUGGAGGAACCCAGCCAAAAAGAGACCCUUGCCGUAAACCAUGCUCCUGCACCAGCAGAGGACACACCGCCGAUUGCCAAGGAGUUGGAAAAACAAGAGGUGGAAUUGUUAUCGGGAGAAGACUCGCAUAGAGCUGCUUCAGCAAGACCAAAAGAUGAUGGAAGAGAGGAAUAAGCGCAAGAAAGCCCUCCUGACCAAGACCAUCGCUGAGAAAUCCAAACAGACCCAGGCAGAGUCAGUGAAGCUGAAGAGGAUCCAGAAAGAGUUGCAGACUCUGGACAAUAUGGUGUCCAAUGACAUCUGCAUUCUGAGAGGUGUGAUAGAGCAGGCCAGCUGGGACUAUAACACUGCAAGGAAGCGCUAUGAGAAGGCGGAGUCUGAGUAUGUGACGGCCAAGCUGGACCUCCACAAGAAGACGGAGAUAAAGGAGCAGCUGACGGAGCACCUGUGUGCCAUCAUCCAGCAGAAUGAGCUCCGCAAGGCCCACAAGCUGGAGGAGCUGCUGCAGCAACUACACCUCCAGGCCACGGAGGAGGAACAGGAAGAGGAGCGGGAGGAGGAGAGGAAGCGGGAGGAGGAGAGGAAGCGGGAGGAGGAGAGGAAGCGGGAGGAGGAGAGGAAGCGGGAGGAGGAGAGGAAGCGGGAGGAGGAGAGGAAGCGGGAGGAGGAGAGGAAGCGGGAGGAGGAGAGGAAGCAGGAGGAGGAGAGGAAGCGGGAGGAGGAGAGGAAGCAGAAGAGUGUCAUGGAGAACCAGGGAGAGGAAAAUGUCCAGUCUCCCCCAGAUACAGGGUCCACACCAGGGGUAGAGACUGAGACACAGGCAGGCAGUGCCAUGCUCCAGCAGGACUACCCUGCAGUGAUGGGAAGUGAUCAGGACUGUAAAACGGCCAACAUCCCCCUAGUGGGGCAGAGUGAGGCUGAGGCCCCGGCUUCUGCUUCCUGAGACGAGGGGAGGGGUGCUCCAUUAGAUGUCAGCCUUUACAUUCAUUGUUCAAAGUAACAGACUCUUACUGACCCAGAAUGUCAGUCCUGCCCAUUACUACGUAGCCUCAGUAUACUAAUACUGUAUGUCCAAUACACCCAUUAGGGGAUAUUUCCUCUCCUUGUGUAACAAUCCUGUGUACUGUAUGUAUAAACAUUCUACUGUUGGGGGAAAUUAAUUUACAUUUGUACUGUCUGAGAACUGGCUCACUGUGUCUUCAUUGUGGAGCGAACAACAUUAGUAUUUUGUUACUGUUUAUCGGGUGGUUUGUCUGUGUGGCGGUGUGUAAAAUGCUUCAAGCACUUAUUUUGCACUACAUUUACAUCCGAAGUGAAUACUCUCUCUCUGUCAUGCCUAGCCAAGCAUAUGUAGAACUGAAAGCAUAGCCGUUUUUUAAAAUUGGCCUGCUUUGUCUUUAUGGUGAAGCUGAAAGGAGGUGGUUAACAUUAAACCCCUGAAUGUUCCUCUGUGCAGAUCCAGGCUACAGAUGAAUAGAAGAUACUUGUGUUCACUAAAGCAGCGCUGCCAGAUCUAUUCUCUCUGUAUGUUGUAGAUCAACAUAUUAUCUGUCGGGGUUUUGCUAUCGAAGGGCUGGUAUUUCCCAAACCAAACUCUGUCUCAGGCAUAUUAAAGACUUGCAGAUCUCCAGCAGGCUUCCUAAGGAAUGGUAAGGUGAUAUGUCAUAAUGUAUGUAUGCUCUGAGAGGAAACUGCUCCAUGACAUGUUGCUGCUUUACUGUUAUGGCUUUAGAACAGCUUGUUUUCAGUGGCAGUCUAUGGAACAAAUGUGUCUACAGCAAUAUAAUAUUUAUCUGAUAUGAGUGUGCUGCAGCUAGUUGUUGUGUGUAAAAACAGGCUUUAUGCCCCUGUGUGUGCCAGGGAGUACCAAGUGGUUUGUUUUUAAAAUAUUAUCCUUAGAAUGAAUGUUAUGUGAAUUUGUUUAAAUCCAACAUCUUUUGUUUUGUAUUGAAAUGGGCUUAUUAAAAGUGGGUGGAUAUUUAAACAUUAUUUUACACUAUGUGGUUAGUAUUUGGGUAUGUGUUCAUUUAAAAAACAUGUGUGUGUGUGUGUAUAUUCUGAACAUGAAUGCAACUGCACAAAACCUGUUCAUGUCAUCUUGGUUGGUUAAAUUAGUAUGAAUGAAGUAUUAUAAUUAAAUGAAUACGAAACUUGUAUCUCUUA
Molecule: messenger RNA, 2613 nt
Organism: Salmo salar (Atlantic salmon)
Lineage: Eukaryota; Metazoa; Chordata; Actinopteri; Salmoniformes; Salmonidae
Gene: gorab
Product: golgin, rab6-interacting
Biological process (GO): non-motile cilium assembly
Source: RefSeq, a predicted model, not a curated record